Messenger RNA from Conger conger (European conger), 390 nucleotides. RefSeq lists its product as uncharacterized. Bases 1 to 390 code for a protein of 129 amino acids. The record is from RefSeq and is a predicted model, not a curated record. Lineage: Eukaryota; Metazoa; Chordata; Actinopteri; Anguilliformes; Congridae. The transcript has a single exon.
AUGGCACCCGGAACAGAGGUUCCCAUGGCAGCCGGAAUAGAGGUUCCCAUGGCAGCUGGAACAGAGGUUCCCAUGGCAGGUGGAACAGUAAAGAUAGAGUGGUCCCCUGCAGAGCCCCCGCCCUGCAGAGCCCUCCCCCUGCAGAGCCCCCCCCCUGCAGAGCCCUCCCCCUGCAGAGCCCCCCCCCCUGCAGAGCCCUCCCCCUGCAGAGCCCCCACCCUGCAGAGCCCCCACCCUGCAGAGCCCCCCCCCUGCAGAGCCCUCCCCCUGCCCGUCUCCAGCCCCCACCCUGCAGAGCCCUCCCCCUGCAGAGCCCCCGCCCUGCAGAGCCCCCCCCCUGCCCGUCUCCAGCCCCCACCCUGCCCGUCUCCAGGGUUACUGCGCACGUAA